CUUGUUUUCUGUUUGAUUUUUUUCCCCAACAGUUGCACUGGCCUGUUGUCUUGAGCUCAAAGAAAACUCUCUUCGCCUUCGUCUGCACUAUAUUUGCUUGUUCAGAGCUCGGAGCACACUCGAAUCAAGGGGAAUACCUCUAGCAGAAGAAACGGAAGAGAAAAGAUGAGCAGCAUAGGCACUGGCUACGAUCUCUCGGUGACAACCUUCUCUCCGGACGGCAGAGUUUUCCAGAUCGAGUACGCCGCCAAGGCCGUUGACAACAGCGGCACUGUAAUCGGCAUCAAAUGCAAGGAUGGAAUCGUCAUGGGUGUGGAGAAGCUGAUUGCUUUGAAGAUGAUGUUGCCAGGAUCUAAUCGGCGAAUUCACUCCGUUCAUCGCCAUUCCGGCAUGGCUGUCGCUGGGUUAGCUGCUGAUGGGAGGCAAAUUGUUGCACGAACUAAAUCUGAAGCAACCAGCUAUGCGAAUGUCUAUGGUGAACCUAUUCCAGUGAAAGAACUUGCUGAAAGGGUUGCUAGUUAUGUACAUUUAUGUACACUUUAUUGGUGGCUCAGGCCUUUUGGUUGUGGGGUGAUUCUUGGAGGAUAUGAUAGAGAUGGACCACAGUUGUACAUGGUUGAACCUUCUGGUGUCUCUUAUAGGUACUUUGGUGCUGCCAUUGGAAAGGGCAGGCAAGCUGCUAAAACUGAAAUUGAGAAAUUGAAGCUCUCUGAAAUGACAUGUCGGCAAGGAGUUAUUGAAGUAGCCAAAAUUAUUUAUGGUGUACAUGAUGAGGCCAAGGACAAGGCUUUUGAAUUGGAAAUGAGUUGGGUAUGUGACGAGUCUAACCGCCAACACCAGAAGGUUCCGGAAGAUCUGUUAGAGGAAGCCAAGGCAGCCGCCAAAGCUGCACUUGAAGAAAUGGAUGCAGAUUAGUUGCUAUAACAUGAUAAAUUGUUAUUGUACUGUUGCUUUAUUGAAGCAGAUUUUUCAAUUUUCAAUGUACUUUAGCUAAGGUGUUUCUUAUUUAAGUGUUAGUGGAUUUGGAACCUUUAUGCGUUCUAUUCUGGUGUUUCAUUAAAUGUAUACUCUGUUGCUUUAUGGUUUAUUGUUUUAUGUUAACAAACCUUUAUAACUCU
This is a messenger RNA of Ipomoea nil (Japanese morning glory), 1118 nucleotides long. Its product is annotated as proteasome subunit alpha type-3. Gene Ontology annotation, biological process: ubiquitin-dependent protein catabolic process. Gene Ontology annotation, cellular component: proteasome core complex, alpha-subunit complex; proteasome core complex; nucleus. The coding region runs from base 166 to 915 and encodes 249 amino acids. The transcript has 9 exons. The record is from RefSeq and is a predicted model, not a curated record. NCBI's taxonomy places the organism in Eukaryota, Viridiplantae, Streptophyta, Magnoliopsida, Solanales, Convolvulaceae.